AUGGAUUAAUAUGAAUAUGGAGAAAUCGCAGGUGAAACCCUUACUAAUGAAGAAAUCAAUUAUGAGGAGGAUUUAAUGGGAGAUGAAGAUCAACAAACGCCCAAUAAUCAACAACCAAAAAAAGAAUAGGACAAAAAUCCAAUUUCAAAUUAGAGAGCUCACACACCAAACCCACCUGAGGAGGAGGAGGAAGGUGAAGUCUAUGAGUAUGAAGACUAGAGUGAGGAAUUAGGAGAUGAUAAUAACAACGAAGAAAAUGUAGAAUAAGAAGUAGAUGAGGAAGUCCCAGAUGAUAAUGAUGAUUAAUAUAACGAGGAGGAAAAUGUAGAAGAACAAUAGAAUGAAGAUUAUGAAUAGAAUGAGUAUGAACAAAACAAUGAGGAGUUUGAUAAAGACGAGGAGGCUGAAUUACCUAAAAAUAACCAAUAACACAAAGAAGUUAAAGAUAAUAAGAAUAAUCAAUCCAAUUAACCAGCUCCUAUUAUAGAACCUCCAGUAUAAAAGAAGAGACCGCCUUUGCCCACUUAACCCGUGAAGUAGAAACCCACAUAUUAGGAGAAAUAUGCAGAGUUAAUGGCUCAGUAAGAUUACUCGAAUUGGAAACCAAAACAGUUGCACGAUGAAAAUAAACAACUCAGACAAAAACUUAAAGAAAUCUCUGAUGAAGUAGGCAAACUAGUGGAACAGAAUGCUUAACGUCUGCCUCCACAACCGUAACCACAGCCAUAAUUGAAGAGGUAAAAGACAGCCUAAUCUCAAAUCUCAGGCGGAACUGUUAUUGAUAAGGAGAUUGAAAUAAAUCAAAAAAAAUUAGAGUAACAAGAGGAGGAGAUUAAUAAAUUAAAUAAUAGAUUAUAAUAGAUAUAACAAGUCAAUUACAUGAUUAAGUUAGAAGAUGAGAUUAAGAAGUAUGAGGAAGAUAUGAAGAAGUUGGAGCAAAGAAAAAAGUAAGAGUUUUUGUAACAGAAGCAACGAGGCAAAGAUCUUGAAAAGUAUGAGAAUUAAGACGGCUUUGAUAAAUUGAAUAAGGAGAGGAACAAUCUCAAUCUUGAGAUUGCUAAUUUGAGGAAGAAGAUAAAGGAAUAAUAGGAUUAAUUGUUGAAGUAGAAGGAGAACAUCAGGAACACCUAAGAAGAGGAGCUACCAAAAAUAAAUAAGGAGUUGAAGAUUUUGGAGGAAGAAGCUGAGAAGUAUAAAAUUGAUGUAGGUGCUGAAAAACCCUUCAGUAAAUAGAAGGAUCAAUAUUAUCAGCUUUUGACUCAAAAGGAGAAUUUGUAGAAACAUAAUCUUAUUAUGGAAAAGAAGGAUAAAUAACUGGAUAUUAUAGAGAAGGAAAUCAAAGAAUUGAAAAAGGAAAAAGACUUCAUCGAUUAAGAAAUUAAUACAAAUGAAAUGAUAUUAAUUGAUUAGAGAAGAUUGAAAGAAGAAUUAAGGGUUAAAGUACCAGCUGAUUAGGCUAAAUACCUUCCUGCAACAAUGACAUAAUAAAAUAUUUCGGAAGCCUUAUAAAAUGAAAAGAAAGCAAAGGAAAAUCAACGAAAAUUAUAAAGUGCUAAACCCCCUACUUCUAAACAAUAGUAAGAUUAAAGUAGUCAUAAAGAAUUAAAAAUACCAGUUAAGCAAGAUGAAAAAUAAAAAUAAAUAACAUCAAAGAAUGAAGUGGAAGAGGAGAUUAUAUGUGAAGACGAAACUGAAAUAAAAUAAUAACCAAUAAAAUAGGAAGAAAAAAAAUAAAUUCAAACAUCAUAAUCAACUCCAAUAAAAUAAGAUUAAUAAUAAUAAUAAUAAUAAUAAUAAUAAUAAUAAUAAUAAUAAUAAUAAUAAUAAUAAUAAUAAUAAUAAUAAUAAUAAUAAUAAUAAUAAUAAUAAUAAUAAUAAUAAUAAUAAUAAUAAUAGUAAUAAUUUUAAUCUCCUAAUCACCAAAAUAAAUUAAAUUCAAAACCAUUUAGUAAUAUUAAAAAGUCUGUUGAUCAAUAACCUUCUGCAGAUUUAGGUCUCAGUAAUGUAAGUAAUUAAUAAAGCAAUACUACUGACGUUUAACCUGAAUAUACAGGUCCUUCUAGAAUGAUGAAGAUGAUGAGAAAACCAUAAUAAAAUUAAUAAGAGGAAGCUCCUUAAUUUAUAAUUCAUCCUUCUAAACCAGUUGAACAACCUAGAGAUCAUCAAAAUGAAAUCACUGAAUAAAAUAAUAAUAAACCCAUCGAACAACCUACUUAAUAGUCAUAACCUAAGCCUGUUGAAGAAUAUCAACCUACUUUUUAAAGCAGAAGAGGAGCCAAUAGACCGAGAGGAUUAGAUUAUAGUUCAAAUGAAUAAUAAUAAAAUUAGUAAACCGUAGAAUAGCCCAUCCAAAUUGAUUAGAAACAAGAUUAAACCCAACAAUCCGAGUAUCCUACCAGAAGAAGAAUGAGGGGUAGUUAAGAAGAGUAAUAAGAUAAUAACCUUAAUAAUAACCCUAAUAAUAAUCAUAAUAACAAUCUUUAUCAUCAUAACAAUAAUCCUUAUCCUCUUAAUAAUAAAGCUAUCAACCAUCUGAUGAUGGAAAUAGAUAAAGAAGAAUUAAAUUAUUUACUGAUGAAAAGCAACCUGAGGCUCCAAAAACUGAAGAACCUACUUAUGAGUUCUAACCAAAGCAAGAACCCAACAAAAUUGCAAGGCAGAAGAAAUAGAGGCAAUAACAAAUUAAAUAUUUGGGAAGAUUAGCCAGUUUAGAAAGAGAAUAUUGAAGAGAUUUAAGAAAUAAAGGACAUAAAAUAAAUCCCAGAAGUUCAGCAUAAAGAAGAGAGGGAAAAAACGUUGGAUGAAAUUUUGGGAGCUCCAAAACAAUAAGAAGAAUAUAGGCCGAAUCAACAAAGAAAAAAGUUUGAAAUUCCUAAAGAAGAUAAUGAGACUUAUGAACCUGGUUUUGGUGGGGGUGGUAAUAAAAGAGGGGCAGGAGGUCAAUAAAAAAUUGACAAGGAAAAGGAAUUGGCUUAGAAAGCCGCUAAAGGGGACCUAUUAGAUGAUUUUGACUUUUGA
This is a messenger RNA of Paramecium tetraurelia, 3018 nucleotides long. RefSeq lists its product as uncharacterized. Gene Ontology annotation, molecular function: nuclear receptor activity; transcription cis-regulatory region binding. The transcript has 4 exons. Gene Ontology annotation, biological process: regulation of transcription by RNA polymerase II. NCBI's taxonomy places the organism in Eukaryota, Ciliophora, Oligohymenophorea, Peniculida, Parameciidae. Gene Ontology annotation, cellular component: nucleus; aryl hydrocarbon receptor complex. The record is from RefSeq and is a predicted model, not a curated record.